Molecule: messenger RNA, 2165 nt
Organism: Cercocebus atys (sooty mangabey)
Lineage: Eukaryota; Metazoa; Chordata; Mammalia; Primates; Cercopithecidae
Product: T-complex protein 10A homolog
Exons: 8
Coding region: 132-1178 (348 amino acids)
Biological process (GO): centriole elongation; cilium assembly
Cellular component (GO): centriole; centrosome; nucleus
Molecular function (GO): tubulin binding
Source: RefSeq, a predicted model, not a curated record
AAGACAGAAAGUCCGUUGGAACCGUCUGCUGCUCCCUGGUCUCUGGAGAUGACGCAGGAGGACUUGGGGACAGCUGUGGGGACACGGCCCAGAUGAUCCAGUCCCGGCAGAAGUAACUGGCGGGGAUCAGGAUGCUGGAGGGUCAGCUCGAGGCCGGGGAGCCCAAGGAGGGCACCCACCCAGAAGACCCACGCCUGGGAGCUGGGGCUGCCAUGGAGAAGACAGCUGCGGCCGCCGAGGUCCCCAGGGAGGACGGCAAUGCCGGGGAGAUGCCGCCAUUACAGCAGCAGAUCUCCAGACUCUACCAAGAGCUCGGGAGACAGGAGUCUCUGUGGGCUGAUGUUCACAGAAAACUCCAGAAUCAUAUAGAUGCUUUGAGGAAGCAGAACCUGGAGCUCCGAGAAGAGCUGAGAGAUCUGAAGAGGCAGCAAUGGGAAGCCAGGAAGAAACCUGUAGCACGCCCACACGCAGGGCGAGAAUCACACACUCUGGCAUGGGAACUCGCUUUUGGAAAAAUUUCAUCUCUGUCAUUUGAUGAGGAGACGAUGCCCAAACACAUUUGCCACAAGACUCAGAGUGCCACUGUCCUGGGACAAAGGUCGUCAUCUAACAACUUAACUCCUCCAAAGACAAUGAGUUUAAAGACAGAAAGAAUUAACUUGGGGAAAACACCACCACAGGAAGAUAGAGAGAAAGGUCCUCCUGGGAGACAUCAAGACGGAAGUCCAACACCCACUGGAAGGCCGACUUCCGGUGCAGAAAGACGGGGGGUGUCUGAAGACGGAAAGGUAAUGCACCCAUCUUCCCGAAGUCCACAGAACUCCAGUGGCAGAAAAUCACCAGUGCAGGCUUCCCAGGCCGCCACACUGCAGGAGCAGACGGCAGCAGCUGGAGGAGCUGACAGAAGCUCAUCAGUCUUAGAGAGUUCCGAAGGUGUAUUUCUCAGCCACGUUGAAGCUGACAAGUUGACCGGUUCUUCCCCAAACAUUGAAGAGCUGCAGAAUCUUCCUGUAAACCCACCACCUUCCCUAGAAACAGCACAGCCUGUGGACACUAAGAUGAAAAAGGAGGAAGUACAGGAAGAAAAACGACAUCCAAAUGGCAAGGGUCCGGUUUCCCUGAGUCAAUUUCCAGGAGCUCUGCAUGCCGCUCCCUCUAGACAGGCCACGGGGCGCUGACCUGGAGGCCAGACGUUUCCAGCAUUGUUGACUGCCAGUCCAACAAUUUCCAGUAAAUAAAGCAAUACACUUUUCAGGAGGAAAAUUUGUUUGUUUUAAAUACUUAAAAAUUCCCCAAAACUAUAGCCUCAAGUAUCUUCCAGCCACCACAUUUUAGCCCUUGAGGAGAGCUCAGUUCCGGAAGGACAUGUCAAGGUGGCGGUGGUCGGCAUUGACUCAGGAAGGGGUCAGAAGAGGCACCGGCUGAGGCUGCAGCCACGGUGUUUUGUGAGCUCCGAGGAGACCCAGUCCUGCUUGGGGCAGCACAUCAUCGCUUCUUCUUCAGCUCAACAGGUGGUUCAUCUAACGCCUCUUGUUGGCCUGUUAGAAACUGGAAGUCGGCCUCAUGCUUGCUUUGCUGAGAGAACUCUGCCUCGGUAAAGGCGAGUUUAUGUCCCGCAAGCGCAUAAAGCAUUUGGACAAGUGAGCAACAGGGAAUGCUACUUGCAGUAACAGUUUGAAUUCCCUGAAAUGCUUUUGUGUUUAGUGCAGUGGCUGUAGUGGUUCGUCAGGGGAAAAGGAAACCCACAUCAUUUGAGUACCUGAUCUUGCCGUCUCCAUAGGUAGGUCCAUGAGACAUAAGUGAUGUUCCUCCUUGGCUAAGUGCAUGGAGGAAUCAAUCACUCAAGCUCAUGAAACUGUAAAGGUGAGGACACAAGACCUAGGUAACGCGCUGUGCCCUCUGCUAGUGCCAUCCUUCCUUUCUCCCCACAACCAACGGUCUCCCACCUCUGCCUGCCCCCAUGUCCAUGGCUCCCCCACCCUCCCUCCCAGGUCUUCAUCACGUUCCUCUUCUCGUGACUCAUCUUGCAUCUACUUCUUGUGUAUCUUGCAUUGGAUAUGACAAAGUUCUUUCCGUGUUUUGUUUCUUUUAAUAAUAUAAACUCCAAAAUAGAUUGUAUGAUUCUUUUCAUGUGGAACAUUUUAAAAAUUAUUUGUGCUUUAUUA